Molecule: messenger RNA, 2870 nt
Organism: Meira miltonrushii
Lineage: Eukaryota; Fungi; Basidiomycota; Exobasidiomycetes; Exobasidiales; Brachybasidiaceae
Exons: 1
Coding region: 257-2734 (825 amino acids)
Source: RefSeq, a predicted model, not a curated record
GUUUGGCGUGGUGCAGUAAACUCGUUAAGCUUAUGCACUGCACCGCCUGUACUUAAAUGCCUGCAAGUGGAGACAAAUUACACUGCUUUACUGCCCCAUAUUGAGACAUAUCGUUCAAACCCCUCAUGUGCAAGCUCUGCCAUAAUCCCAAGCCCGCAUAUCACUUUAUGGAUAUUCCCUUCUCCUGAAUCCUCCUCUUGUCAUCCAUAUCUGGUGAUCUCUUGUACAAAGGGACCGGAUAAGAAUCUUUUCGACAAUGUCCGCCCCUCAAUCGCAAUAUCGUGAAAGUUUGGAUGAAUUGGAAGAUGGAAGAGGCGAAUCGGCUCCCUUGUUGGGCGGCGAAGAAAGUCAAUCAAAUACCCAAAACGGUCAAACUUGGACGCAAUAUCCCGCACAAUGGUGGGCGCAGUCAAAAGAAUACGUUAACACAAUGCGAAAGAAACACAUCGAUCGUGGAAAGCAGCGUCAACAAGAUGGGGCUGGAAGUGCAUCUAAUGAUGAGGACGCUCAGAAUUCGACCGGAAUAAAAGCUAGAGUGCUUCGUUACCGUUCAGAGCAUCCGACUGCAUUCAUCGUUUUGUCUGCUCUUGCAGGCUCUUUCUUAUUCGUUUUGGUGCUCUUCCUCAUUGUCCUCUUCCAUUUGUUAUUUGUGACACUACGCAAUCCUGAUGAAGCCACUCAACAACGUAUUAUGGCCAAUUCGUUCAGUAUAGACGGACCAGACAACGUGCGCGUGGUGGAUUUGGCAGAUAAUGGAUUAACGAUCAACAUUCAAGGCAGAAUUGGAAUUGAUGCUGAUGUCGCUUUGAAUGAAUGGCUUGGUGAAAGAAAGGAUGUCAGCUGGUGGAAACGCAAAGAUCGUGAUAUCGUCGAAUGGGCAGUAAAUAAAGUGGCGGGUGUCCAAGUUGAUGUCGACACUCUUGCCUUGCGUAGCCCAGACUGGAGCGUCAACAGAGAUGUUGAUCGGGUCAAUUUGAUCCCAGAUGAUGACAAAAAGAAGAAGAAAAAGCACCAAGCAUCUAUCAGCGAGAAGGAAAUUCUCCCGCCUACGCCAGCUGAUCUUGUCACAUUUAAGAUUGAUCCACUGCUCAUUCCUGUGCCACAGGUAGGCAAAGGCGGUAAGAGCACAGGUCUGUCAGCACCUGUCGCUGAUACACCAAUCGAUGUUACAAUCGUAGUAAAGCCUUCUGGACCUGCCCUUCUUGAAUUUGCACAAUACACAUUGGAAAACAAGACCGCAUACGUCGACAUCAAAGUGACAAAAGCUCGUGUGCGCGGAUUGAACUUCAAGGAUUGGGCUCGUGGACAAGUGACCAGCUCUUCAUGGUGGGGAAUUCCUGGCUGGAUUAAUAUGAACGCAGGAGAAACAUGGAAGCGAUUGGCACAAGAAGUGCCAAAGUUUGACGGAAAUGAUACAAACACGGAUGAAUUCUUGAACUUGACAAGGUAUGACUUUGCCGAACUUGGAGGGCCUGGAUCUCCUUAUCCUGAACGUGCCUUAGGUCUUGAUGCAUACGCUGAGGCUACAAACCCAUUGGGUAAAUUACUCAAGGGUCACGUACCGUACAGCCUGCCCUUUGGAGCAUACUUGCCCGUCAAACCUUCGACAAAUGCUUCAUCUAUUCUUGAAAGUAGCGAUGACGAUUUCGUGUUGUUGGCAGCAGUCGCUACUGAGCCUUUUGACAUUGACGGACAAAAGAAGAUUCCGUUGAAAUUGCACGGUCGCGUAAUCCCACCUCCGCAACCACCAUCGUUCAGCCGUCGCUCACAAACACCAAUGAAAGCAGAAGGCGACAAGAAGCCUUCUCCACCUCCUAAAGAGGAUGCUGCUGGAAAAGCCCUUGGUGACUUUUUGAGUCGAUUCUUGCGUGGAGAUCCUAACACACUCAUUGUUCGUGGUGGAUCGCCCUUUGCAGCUCCAAAAGAGAACAAUUUAAAAGAAGGUGAAAUGCUUCCAAUGCCAGGUGGCGGAUCGGACGAUUUGCCGGUUUGGUUGGAUCGUUUCCUACGCACGAUGUCCGUACCAAUUAGUUUCCCUGGUUCGCCCGUGACAGAUUUGAUUCAAAAUGUCACAAUUGCCGACUUGAAGAUCUCACCACAUCCAUUCGGUGAAGACAAAUUUACAUGUAGUGGAACGAUUAUGGGUGUUAUGAACAUGCCAGGUCAAUUGGCUACAGUGGAUGUACAAAUUACCGAUCUUUGGCCUGAUGUUUUGAUCUACAACGGUAAACCUCCAAGUAUGAAACAUGGAGAUGACAAGGACGGUGAUCACAAGAAACCAGAGAAAUUUAGCAAGCGUGACAAAAAGCACGGAGAUGAUGAUGAUAGCGAAGGCGAUGACGAUACACCCAUCCCUGAUCCUUUGCCUGACCCAUUACCUGAACAUGCGUUUGGCCGUGUUGUACCUCACAAGUGGGCACCAGCUGAAACAUAUAUCGAUCCAGAAGAUCCAAAAGGAGAACGUAAAUUAUUGCGAUCGGAAUUGAAAGAUGUUCCAUUCACACUUUUACCUGGAAGAAGAGCUGAUUUCCAAAGCUUUAGCUGGAAGAUCAUCACAGGCGAAGGCGCACUUGCCGGUGUUGAUGGUAAAUCAAAAGCAAAGAUUUGGAAUAGCGGUUUGGGUAAAUUGAUGUUAUCAAACUUGCCUGUUCAAGGUGUAUUUACUGUUGGCAAGCGUGGCUCAGGUGGUGAUGAUGGCGAUGGCGACGGUGAUGAUGGAUUGUUCAUCGCGUAGAACGAAUUGGUGCUUUGAAGAACGAUAAAUGUGUUCAUGUAUUUUAUUUAUGACUUUCUCGAUACAGUUUUGCAAAGAAUCUCUUUUUGGACCUACUAUCCUCCAACAGAGUGUGAUGCGAGUUUGUCAUGGUAUA